AUUAAUCUGAGUUCGGUCGUGGUGAGGACGAGUCGUGUCGAAGUGGGGAAUAUUUUUCCCCCCGCCGUUGGCAGCCGUGGUCGAUCCAUUCAUUACCGUAGCGGACGGACAGCAUGUUGUAGGCAGUCGCUCGGCGCUGGCUGAUCCAAAGAUGGCCGAAGUCAAACGUAAAGUCCGGGUCGAGGAAAGGUUGAGGAUUAAAAUUGGAGAAGCCAAAAAUUUGCCUGCCCGGAGCCAUGGAUCAGGAGUGGAAAGGGAUGUGUAUUGUGCACUCUCUUUGGACCAGGAAGAGAUCUUUCGAACAUCCACCAUAGAUAGAACCCUUAACCCAUUUUUUGGUGAAGAAUUCCAAUUUAUUGUUCCAAGGAAGUUUAGGUAUUUAAGCGUGUAUCUAUAUGACAGAGACAAAACAGAAAAAGUGAUAGGGAAGGUAGCGAUAAAGACAGAUGAUUUGCAAAUGUACCACAACAAAGAUCACUGGUUUCAAAUUAAACAUGUAAAUCAGCAAACAGAAGUACAGGGUAAAGUUCACUUAGAUAUUAAAUUUGAAAACGGAUUCGAUCCACUGUCUGAAAAGCUGACGGUAAAAGUAUCGGAGUGUAGUGACUUGACACUGAGCCAUGGAAGCUGUGAUCCAUUUGCAAUGGUUGCUGUCAGAUUGACAUCAGGAAGAGUUGACACCCGAAGAACAAAAGUCAGGAAGAAAACAAACUCCCCCAUAUUCGAUGAAAGCUUUACAUUUGAGUUAAACAGUUCUGGUCGGGGCAGUGAUAGCAGAUAUAAUAUCGCUGGGCAUGACGGCAAUUGGUGUGAACUUGUUGUAACUCUUUACCACGAAAGCGGCAGCAGUAAUAUCUUCCUGGGUGAAGUUAGAGUUCCUCUGCAACCGAGCAUGCAGCAAAGCGCAUGGUACCUUCUCCAACCGGGAAAACGGUGUCCUGGAAAAAGCAAAGCUGCCCCAAUAUGUUCUGAUAUCGGAUCUCUUAGAUUAAAAAUUCAUUACACAAGAGAUUAUGUAUUUGACACGCAAAUGUAUGACACACUUCGUAAGCUCAUUCUCCAGUCUUCUUCCAUUCAGCCGAUUUCGGCCAGUGCUUGCUUCAUGUUAGGUGAGGUGAUUUUGAAUAAAAUGGACAUAGCCCAGCCUUUGGCCAGGCUAUUUUUACACCAUGGUUUGAUUGUACCUGUGAUAAAAGCUUUAGCAACUUGGGAGUUGAACAAAACGACGGAUGCGAACACCAUUUUUAGAGGUAAUACGCUUGUCUCAAAAAUGAUGGAUGAGACGAUGAGAUUAGCUGGUCUGCACUACCUCCACGAGACGCUCAGGCCAUCUCUGGAGGUUGUGAUUUCAGAGCACAAGUCCUGUGAAAUAGACCCGACGAGGAUUUCUGACAGCACGACCAUUUGUACAAACCUCAACAACCUCAAAGAGUAUGUUGAAAAUAUAUUUGUUGCCGUUACCAGUUCUGCUCUUAAAUGUCCCCCAGUCCUUUGCGAGUUGUUUCAUGAACUUAGAGAAUUAGCUACUUCUCGUUUUCCUGAUAAUAAAGAAGUCAGGUAUUCUGUGAUAUCAGGCUUUAUUUUCCUAAGGUUUUUCGCUCCAGCAAUUUUGGGGCCAAGAUUGUUCGAUCUGACGACAAAACAUAUAGAUUCUCAGAUAAAUCGGACCCUUACUUUAAUAUCUAAAACCAUCCAGUCUCUUUGCAAUUUGGUGACAUCUCGGAGGGCCACAGCUUGUAAAGAGCAGUAUAUGGGGUCGAUGUACCAAGCAUUUUACACCGAUUCACACAUAACUGCCGUCAGACAGUUUUUAGAAAUUAUUUCUGCUUCAUCGGUCCCUUCGCAAGAUAGCCAUGAUAGCCCUGUUAUCCUGAAAGAAGGGCCAAUGAUCAAGAGAGCUCAAGGAAGGAAAAGAUUUGGGAGGAAGAAUUUCAAACAAAGAUAUUUUACUUUGACAACUCACGAUCUCACUUAUGCCAAACAAAAAGGUAAAGAACCACUUUGUAAAAUACCCUUGUCUGAUAUUUUAGCAGUUGAAAGAGUUCACCAUGACUCUUUCAGGAAAAGCAACAUGUUCCAAAUUGUCCAACCUCACAGGGUUCUUUAUGUUCAGGCAAGCAAUUGUGUCGAGGAGAAAGAAUGGGUAGAUAUGCUUGCCAAAAUGUGCUACACAAAUCACCAAAGGUUACAAAGAUACCACCCAGCAGCAUAUGUCAAUGGGCAUUGGCAAUGCUGUCAUUCUGUACAAGAAACUGCAGAAGGAUGUAGCAAAGUUUCAUCUAAGACUCAGCUUCACAUGAACGUAGACUCGGACCGAGAGCUUGCAAGAGUGCAUUCACUUAUUGUGCAACACUUGGACAGGCUUCAAAAUGCAAUAAAUAUAUGUGAAACCAGAUCUCAAAGGACUGACAACAUAAUAAACUGCAUUUUGGAAGACAAAGGUCCCUGUCGAAAUACAUUAUUGGCUUUAAGGGAUGCUGCCCUUGAGCUACAAGCUGAAACAAGAUUGUACCUAAGGAUAACAGCCCGGGAAACAAAAUAUGGCAGCAAGCAAGCACCAAUUGGCGAUGACAACUAUUUAUUAUUGGCCAAUAGGUUGGACACAGGAACACUGAGGAAAUGUUGACGUUUACAUUUACCCUCUUUUAAUUUUAAGUCAAAACUUAAGUUUUUUAAAAUUGAUAUUUUUAAAUUAUCAUAAAUUAUUUUGGGUUUCCAGUGCAUCUUCAGCAUCACAAUUUUUGUCCUUUUAUGAAGUGUACCUUAUUAUUAUUUUAUUUUUAAUUUAUUAUUUUCAUGGAUUAUGUAGGUUUUUAAGUACAUAGUACAUAAAAGUUUUUCACUUUUCAUAAAUUUUUAAAUUCUUUGGUGAAGAUAAAAUAGCCACCAUUGAUCUCAUUGAGAAAUUAUAAGCUCUCUAUACCUCUCUUUUUUUUCCUUUUUUUAAAAUCAAAUAUGAAGAAUAAAAUACAAAUGAAAUUAUUUAAAUCCAUGAUUACAAACUUAUAUAUUCUUCUAUUUUCAAUAUUAAAUCAAAGAGCCUUUUUAUUACAAUAUUUAAUUACUUACUAAACACAUUCUUAGAAUCUGUAAAAAAAGAAAAAAAAAAUUUCAAUGCCCAAAUUAGAAUAAGUUAUUCUAUACUGUUAUUUUAUACCUAUAAUAGAGUUGUGAGCUCACUAAAACUCAUAAAAAGUGCAUUACAAACACAAAUUCCCACUUCUAAACCUAGAGCAUUGGCCAAGACCUUAAAAUUGAAGAUUUCUAGCUCAAUAUUUAUUCUUAUAUCAUGACUUAUUACAUAUUAAAUGAUAUAUAAAUUAACCUAUAAAUAUGAUGUAUUUUAAUGGCCGUAGGCUCCAAUAUUUUUAUUACUCUUUGUCUUCCUAUAAAUCUUAGAUUCAUGAAGUCUGCCUUCAUCCAGUUUUUCAUUGUUCUGAACUGUUGUUUGGACUACUAAAUAACUGUUAUAUUUUAUAUCCUACUUAGGAAUUGAUAUAGAAACAAUUAUGUAUUUUGUAAUGUUGUGGUUGUAUUUUUUAAAAAAGUCCAGUUCUUAUAUUUAGCAAAAUGUAAUAGAAUCUCAUUAAAUAUUAGCUUGAUACAUUUCAAAAAAUAAUAUUUUCUCCCUUUGAAUUAUAAUAAAUUCAAAUUGAAAAUAUGUAUUUGCAUUAGACCAUUGUUUCUUCCUCUAAUGUCUUUCGAGUUGUUAAACUUUUGAACCAUUUGAAUCUUAUUUUUUAAUUCUCAUCUGAAGUUGUUAACAAACUGUUAGUGUAAGCAUUUAUUGUGUAAGUUGUUUCAAAGUACAAAGGCGGUUUAAAAUGAACGAGGGUAAAAACCAUGCGUGAUGGUCGGUCCUGAGACUUUCGAAGGCCAGCCUGUAUUCGACUGAUAAUUUAAUAAUAUAUUGCACCUAAUAUUGUCUGUUAAGUAGGUAUUAUUCUAUUUGUUGUUUUUCUCAGAAAAAUACAAAAAUUAUAUAUUUAAAAAAACUUUUAAUCUAAUUUUUAAGAAAGUUGUCAGUAUUUUAUUGUUUAUGGCCUACUUACUUUUGAACUGUAAUACGGUGCUACAAAGUACAAACUGUUACGUUCUUGUGAUCCUUUACGUUUUGUUUUGUGUGAAAUGUUUGUUGAGUGCAUCUUUUUAUUAUUUAUUAAUUUUUUUUUAUAAUCCACUUCAAAGAAUUUUAAGAUAA
Molecule: messenger RNA, 4201 nt
Organism: Cimex lectularius (bed bug)
Lineage: Eukaryota; Metazoa; Arthropoda; Insecta; Hemiptera; Cimicidae
Gene: RasGAP1
Product: GTPase-activating protein
Exons: 18
Coding region: 152-2626 (824 amino acids)
Biological process (GO): intracellular signal transduction; regulation of GTPase activity
Source: RefSeq, a predicted model, not a curated record